Molecule: messenger RNA, 4740 nt
Organism: Sorex fumeus (smoky shrew)
Lineage: Eukaryota; Metazoa; Chordata; Mammalia; Eulipotyphla; Soricidae
Gene: CRYBG2
Product: crystallin beta-gamma domain containing 2
Exons: 20
Coding region: 1-4740 (1579 amino acids)
Source: RefSeq, a predicted model, not a curated record
AUGGAGGAGGCCGGAGGGCCCCCGGCUCGGGCUGAGGCCCGCGUGGUGAGCGCCACGCUGAUGUGGAGACAGCGCAGCCCUGCCCAGGACGAGGUCAGACAUCACUUCCACAAGGUGUCCCUGGUGUCCGGCACCCGGGCGGACACCUCCCGAGAGGAGCUGCUCAGCCACCGGAGAGAAGAGGUCAAUGGUUUUGCCGUCUGGGAAGAGGAGACAGCAGCUUACCAGGCUUCCCGGGAUGGGGCAGCCUCCAAGAACUUCCAAAGCCACGGACCCAUCUUUUCCAAGAAGUUCGCCCCACUGCCCAAGGAGAAAAGGCCGCCGGGGAGGCCGGGGGAGGCCGUGGACCGGGUUGAUGGCAGGGUCCAAGAAGCCCGAACCGAGUCCUCCAGCGCAGCGUCGCUGGCCAGGACAGAGCUUCUGGUUCCACUGCCAGGCCCCCGGGAGCCGAGCCCCCACCCAGGCGGGAGUCUGCUCAGCGGAAGCCGCCGGGAGGAGCGUCGAGUCACGCGCACCGUGCGGACCACUGUGGUGAUGGGGGGGCAGGUGGAGCGUCGUGUGAGCAGCUCAGUGACCUCGGUGUCCCCUGCGGCAGAGGCCCUGCCGCGGGGCCGCAAUACUGUCCGCGCUGUCCGGGCAGUGGUGGUGAACCCCUCUUCGGAGGGGGUCCCUAGCCGCAGCCAGGCCCUGCAGCUGCUCAGCAGCCUGGUUCCUGCUGAACGGGGCUCCCCUGUCGGCCGCCAUGCCGGGCUCCCCGCUGCCAGGCCGGGCCAGCUGCCUGAACGGGGGACAGCGGAGUCAAAGGACAACUCUUCCCGGCCAUCUGCGGGGACCCCAGAGGGUUCGCGCCCAACUCAGGACCGGGAGAUCCCUAUUGCCCGCCCACACCGAGAUCCCAGCAAAUCCUCAGAUCCUGCAGCAUCUGAGGCCUCCAGAGUGCCGGGGGCGGCCCAGCCUCAUCUGGCAGCACCCUUCUCGCCCAGAUUCCCACACCGUCCCCUCUCCCUGGGCCUGGCCCAGCCCCCAGAGCAGCUGGCGGUUUUCCCUCACUCCAGGCCUCAGUUCACUCUGGAGCCAAGGGCCCCCCAAGCUCUGUCCUCUGGGGGCAGGGAAGGACUCACGGAUUCCUCCGCUGCCACAGAGGUGCCCACUAUGAAGGACAAGCCCUCUGCUCUUCCCGGGAGGCCCUUGGCUCCAUCCCCUACAGGAAGUCAGGCUCUCCCUAGCCCAGGAGGCCUCUCUGCUCCUUCCUCCCCGCGGGAUAAGGCGAUCAAGGACUUGGAAAAUAUCCCCAUCUUCUCCGUUACUGAGGAAGAGGAGGUGCAGAGUUCGGCUGCUCCCCCAGCCGCUGCCUCCUUGGAGGACAAGGCGUCUCCCAGCCAAGAAGAUGCUUCUGCCCCAGAAGGGGACAAGGCGUCUCCCAGCCGAGAAGGUGCUUCUGCCCCAGAAGGGGACAAGGCGGAGAAGGUACACCCUGACUCCGAGGACAGGGAGAAGGUACACCCUGACUCCGAGGACAGGGAGAAGGUACACCCGGCUGCUGAGCUGGAGGUGCCUCUGGAGAUUCUUCCUGGUUUUCCUGAUGCUUCAGCCUCGCAAUCCACCCCUCUGGUCCAGUGCACAGACGGCAGACCUAGCAUCCCAAAAGAGGAUGUCCUAGCUGUCCAAGUCAGCCUGACCCCUUCUCUCACCAAGGAAGAGACGGUUCAAGAUCUGCCUGCUCAGGCCAUUCCAGCCCCUACACAGGAGAAGGUGGUCCAGGACUCAGCCCCCAGCCCCCAGGCCCCUGCUGCUCCAUUUUCUAUCCCCAGAGUAGUGGUCCAGGGGCCUGAUGAUGAUCUCCCUGUCUCGCCUUCCUUGGUGGAUGAGCUUCUCCCCAGUCCAGGAGGCUCCUCCGCCCCUGUGCCAGUGGAUGUACAGCCCAGCUUGGGGGACUGGCCGGUCUCCGACUGCCCUGAGAGCAAGAUGCUUCAGGAGCCCUCAAGGGAGGAAGAGGAGUUGGUCCUGGCGGCGGACAUGGAGUCUUUCCUGGACACUCUGCGGCGCAUGGAGCCCCCCGAGAUCCUCCGCACUCAUCGGCUACCACGUGCCCCUCGCUCCUCCUACCUGACCAGAUAUGCCACGCUGCCUGCCAUUGAGGAAGAUCAGCUUGGGCCGUGGGUGCUGGGGCCUGGCCCGCAGGAAGCCCCAGAACUGGAAGAGAAGGAGCAGGAGGAGGAGGUGGAGGAGGAGGAGCCUGAGAACCCCUACCUGAGUGACGAUGAGAAGCUGCAGCGCCGGCAAGAGAAAACUGAGCACCAGCAGGAGAAAACCGAGUCCCGGCCGCUCUGGGAGUCCCGCCCUGCGCGGCGCUCUGAGACCUCUUGCUCGCCCCUGGAGAUGUUGAAGAAGCACGUGGCCAGUGCCAAGGGUGCCCAGGCAGAGCCGGGGAUGGAGUGGCAGGCAGGCAGCAGGCCCACUUCCCGUCUUGGAGGCAGCAUCCUUUUUGGUAACUUGGUGCCCACCACCAGAGACACCCCUGCCUUGGAACCGCUGGGCACAAAACUCUCUGCUCUGCCGCCCCACAAAGCCCCAGGGCUCAGGAAGGUGCCAGGACAGCUGCCCCUUCUCUACAAUGAAGAGCCCCCGGCUGAGAAGCCUGACAGUGCCCGGCCCCCGGAGGGGUGGCACCCAGCACUGAAGACCCAGAGCAAACUGAACACCAGGCCUGGCAAGGUCAUCCUCUUCUCAGAGGCUGGCUGCCGAGGCAGCAGCAAAGAGGUCUGGGAUGAUGUGGCUGACGCCUCUUCCUGGGCCCACGUGGCCUCGGUCAGGGUGGUGCGAGGCUGCUGGGUGCUUUAUGAAGAGCCAGAGUUCCAGGGCCAGAAGCUGGUCCUGCCGGAAGGAGAGGUAGAACUCCGGGCCCUGGGCUCAGCGUGGAGGACCCAAGGCAUUGGCUCCCUGAGGAGGGCUGUCCGGGACUAUCUGACUCCACGGAUCAGCCUAUACUCUGAGGAGGGCCUCAUGGGGGAGCAGGUGAUACUCACUGAGACCUUGGAGACCCUCCGGCACCUGGAGAGGCCCCUGAAGGUGGCCUCUGCCUCUGUCGCUGCAGGACUAUGGCUACUGUACCCCAAACCCUGCUUUGAAGGCACACCCUGCAUUCUGGAGCCUGGAGAGUACCCCACCUCGAAGGCAUGGGGUGCCUCUGACCACAGCGUGGGCUCCCUGAAGCCCAUGACAUUGGGCUGCCCAAGCGUGGAAAAGCCAGGAGAACCCAAGGCUGUGGUGUAUGAGGCCCCGGACUUUCAGGGCCAGAGCUGGGAAGUGAGCAGAGACAUCUACAACCUGCGGCAACCAGAGGACAGUCAGAGCCCCCACUUGACUUCUGUGGGGUCCCUGCGAAUACUUGGGGGCUGCUGGGUGGGCUACGAGAAGGAGGGCUUCCGGGGCCAUCAGUACCUGCUGGAGGAGGGAGAAUAUGCUGAUUGGUCGCACUGGGGAGGCUAUGACGAGGUGCUGACAUCUCUACGGGUCAUCCGGACGGACUUUGGGGAUCCGGCCGUGGUGCUGUUUGAAGCCAUGGACUUCGAGGGGCACAGCGUGGAGGUGAGCGAGGCAUUGCCGGACGUGGAACUGGAGGGGCACUGUCCCCACACGCAGGCCAUCCAUGUGCUCAGUGGCGUCUGGGUGGCCUAUCAGGAAGUGGGGUUCUCCGGGGAGCAGUACGUGCUGGAGAAAGGCGUGUACCGCAACUGCGACGACUGGGGCUCGGGCAACAGCGCCCUCGCCUCGCUGCAGCCAGUCCUGCAGGUCGGGGAACACAAUCUACACUAUGUCUCGAAGAUUCAGCUUUUCUCCGGCCCCGAUUUCCUGGGCGACCACAUCUCCUUCGAGGAUGACCAGACCUCUCUGCCUCUCUCCUUCCAUCCCCAGUCUUGCCGCGUCCAAGGCGGCAGCUGGAUCCUGUUUGACCAAGACAACUUUGAGGGCGAGCAGCACAUCCUCUCCGAGGGCGAGUUCCCCACGCUCACGGCCAUGGGCUGCUCUGCCUCCACAGUCCUGGGCUCUCUCCGGAAGGUGCCCCUGCACUUUUCAGAGCCCUCCAUCUUCCUGUAUGGACUGGAGUGCUUCGAGGGCAAAGAGAUCGAGCUCAGCAGGGAGGUGCGAAGCCUGCAAGCAGAGGGCUUCAACAACCACGUGCUGUCAGUGCGGAUCAAGGGGGGCAGCUGGGUGCUGUGUGAGCACAGCGACUUCCGGGGCCGCCAGUGGCUGGUGAGCAGCUGCGAGAUCACCAACUGGCUGACCUACAGCGGGACGCAGAGGGUGGGCUCCCUCUACCCCAUCAAGCAGCGCAGGGCUUAUUUCCGCCUGUGGAAUGAGGCCCUGGGGGGAUUCCUGGCAAUGCCGGACCACGUGGAAGAUAUGAAAGCAGGCCGUGUGGUGGUCUCUGAGCCCCAAGCGGGAGGCAGCUGCAUCUGGUACUACGAAGAGGGGCUGCUGAAGAACCAGAUGGCCCCCACCAUGAGCCUGCAGGUGAUUGGACCUCCCAGCCUGGGCUCCAAGGUGGUUCUGUGGGCUGAGAGCCGUGUGCCCCGCCAGACAUGGAGCAUCAGUGAGCUGGGCCACAUUUGCAGUCAGAUGUUCGAGGGCCGGAUCCUCGAUGUGAAGGGUGGCCGGGGCUAUGACCGGGAUCACGUGGUGCUGUGGGAGCCGACCAAGGACAGGCCAUCCCAGAUCUGGACUGUCCAUGUGCUUUGA